Molecule: messenger RNA, 711 nt
Organism: Cryptosporidium ubiquitum
Lineage: Eukaryota; Apicomplexa; Conoidasida; Eucoccidiorida; Cryptosporidiidae
Product: glycolipid transfer protein
Exons: 1
Coding region: 1-711 (236 amino acids)
Biological process (GO): ceramide transport; intermembrane lipid transfer
Cellular component (GO): cytoplasm; membrane; cytosol
Molecular function (GO): ceramide 1-phosphate transfer activity; ceramide 1-phosphate binding
Source: RefSeq, a predicted model, not a curated record
AUGAAUGGAGUAAAAGUUUGUAAUGGUCUGAAAGAGUUCAGACAAAAUGUUAAUUUGAAAAGCUAUUCAAAUUUAGAGUACAUAGCCACUGCAUUUAGAAAUUCCAUGGCAUACACUGAAACUGUGGAAAAAAUACCGGUUCCACUUUUUGAACAAUUCUGUAAAGCUGCAGUUCUUUAUUCAGAUUUUUAUCACUCUGCUUUGGGUGAUAAUUUUGUAUGCAAUAUGCUUAGAAAUGACAUUAUAAGCAACUCCUGCGACGCUAUAGAGGUUUGGAAAAGAGAAUCACCUGAUGCAAAGUCGGUUGAGGAGUUUUUAAGGUCUCAAAUUAAGAUUCAUACGCUUGAUAAAAUUAGAUCAAAUUCAAAUAGUGCAGUAAUUAAGUUUUUGUGGACUGUUAGAGCUGCAAACUUUAUUCAGCACUUUAUAGAAAAUUUAAUAUCGGCUUCAGCAGAAGACCUUCAUUUUUCUGCUAGGGAUGCUUAUAAUAAAUCUUUGAGACCGUAUCAUGGAUUUAUUAAGAUUGGAAUAGCCAUGAUGGCGUUUAAGCUUAUACCUUCAAGAACAGAUCUAAUUCUCUCUCUAGGUUAUCCAGAUACCAAUUCUGGUCUGGAAGCACUUCGAGAACUUUCAUCUGUUUCUAAGCCUUGUAUUGAGCAAAUAAAUGUUUUACUAGAAAAAUAUGGUUGUAAUUUUCAAAACAAAGUUUAG